AUGCCCCUCAAAGUCCUCGUCGUCGGCGGCGGCAUCGCAGGCCUCAGCUGCGCCGCGGCGCUGCGGCGGGCGGGCCACGACGUGGUGGUGCUGGAGCGGUCGGCGCGCUUCGACAACGAGACGGGCGCGGCGAUCCACGUGCCGCCCAACGCGACCCGCCCGCUGCUGGCCUGGGGCCUGGACGCCGACCGCGCUCGCCUCGUCCGGUUCCGGCGCAGCGUCUUCGUCGAGGCCCGCUCGCUGGCCACGGUCCGCGAGGUCGAGCAGGGGCCCGACGUCGUCGACGCCGUCUACGGCGCGCCCUGGCUCGCGGCCCACCGCGUCGACCUGCACGAGGAGCUGCGGCGGCUGGCUGAGGGCGAGGGAGAGGGCCGGGGCGGGGGCGAGGGGUGGGGGGUGCUGGAGACGAGGCUGGGUGCGCAGGUGGUCGGCUAUAACCCCGAUGCCCCCUCCGUCACCCUCGCGGGCGGCGACGUGGUCUCGGGCGACCUCGUCGUCGCCGCCGACGGCAUCCACUCGCGCGCCCCCACCGCCGUCGCCGGCCGCCACGACCCGGCCCUGCCGGCCGGCGAGUACAACUUCUGCUACCGCUUCCUGAUCCCCGCCGCCGCCCUCGAGGCCGACCCGGACACCAGGCCCUUUGCCGGCGAGCGCUCCCACGGCGCCGUCACCCACUUUGUCGACAGCUCGCGCCGCCUGGUGUCUUAUACCUGCCGCAACCACGAGGUCUACAACUUUGUCGCCCUGUUUCACCGCGACGACGUGUCGUCACAGCAGAAAGAAGACUGGCAUGCCGCCGUGAGCAAGGACCAGGUCGUCCAGACCUUUUCCGACUUCCACCCGAGCCUACUCAAGCUCUUUGCCAAGGCGACCGAGUUCAAGCAGUGGCCGCUACUGUACCGCGCGCCGCUCCCGACCUGGUCCAAGGGCAGGAUGCUGCUGGUGGGGGACGCGGCGCACCCCAUGCUUCCCUUCCAGGGCCAGGGUGGCGCCCAGGCCAUCGAGGAUGGAGUGGCCCUCGGCAUUGCCAUGGCCGGCGCCGCGCCCGAGUCCGUCGGCGCGCGGCUCGCCGUCUUCGAGGCCGUCCGCCGCAGCCGCGCCAGCGCCCUGCAGGUGCUCAGCAACGCCGGCCAGGACGAGGCCCACAAGGUCGCCGCAGAGGCCGCCCGCUACAUCCCGAUUGAGGCGGUCCCCAAAGACCAGGCCGAGGCGUUCCGCUUCAACUUUGGAUACGACGUGGUUGCGGAUACGGUCGGUAAGAUGCGGGACAUGGUAGAUCCCGAGUUUGCUGUGCCGUCUGGCUUCUUUCUGAAAGAGCCUGCGACCUUUGGCAAGGCUUGA
Molecule: messenger RNA, 1341 nt
Organism: Gaeumannomyces tritici R3-111a-1
Lineage: Eukaryota; Fungi; Ascomycota; Sordariomycetes; Magnaporthales; Magnaporthaceae
Exons: 7
Coding region: 1-1341 (446 amino acids)
Molecular function (GO): monooxygenase activity; FAD binding
Source: RefSeq, a predicted model, not a curated record